Messenger RNA from Acaulospora morrowiae, 356 nucleotides. NCBI's taxonomy places the organism in Eukaryota, Fungi, Glomeromycota, Glomeromycetes, Diversisporales, Acaulosporaceae. The record is from the annotation of a GenBank genome assembly.
CAAAGUGGAAUCCAAUCGACACAUGUCCAGCUAGCACAGAGACGAUUUCCAACAUCACGACGACACUCGGGUCAUUGGAAGAUGAGUCCCCCGCGGGUUCGCUCUGGUGUGCACACCAUCAUUCCACCACCAUUUAUGCAUUUUCAAGGGGUUCAGAUGAUCGACUCACGGAAUCAUGGAUGAAACAUUGUCCCGAUGAGGUGAACGAGGAAUCGAACGAGAGACCGAAUGAGUGGACGGUCAAGAACAAUUUGCAGACUCCCAAGACGUUCAUCAAAUCAGUUGAUGCCUAUGAUAUUGGUGGCGCACGCCAACACUCCAACGAUGGACAAACUCGAACACCGGUUACCGAAUAA